CGCAAUUACGAUCGAGAGAAGGGCAUUUCACGUCUUUAUGAGGUAUCAUGAGUGAGUGCUUCGGACGACCUAGCCUCAUACAUUGGCUUUCCGAUACUACCUACCUACCCUGCCUCGCAUGCCCUCCGACGCAGGAGAAAGGAAGUGUAAACGACCUUGCUGUCAAGCGAAGCAGAUGACGGGGUUGCUUCCCAUGAGCCCAGAGUGCGACGAGACCAGACCACAUGUGCCGGUAUGUUGUUGAGUUCCCUACUGGGUCGCAGGUAGCUCUGGAGUCCAUGCUAGCGCGAGUGGGCAUAUGCACUCAUCGCACCGAAAACGGGCUUGUCGCCUGCUGCCACAGACUCGCCAACGCUGACUAUAGAUACGGUGGGUAGGUGGGUGGCUGAGUUCCCUAAUGCAGCAGUUGUUGAAGGUGCAGGACCAGUCAGAUGGUCCUCCUGGGUCUACAAGCAUUACAAAAACACGCCUGGAGUGCUUAUCUUCCGGCAGGGAUUAUGGUGACCUGCAUCCGUCUAUUCGAUGCCGCUUUUAGGGAGCAUGCUCUUCUGGGGUUGCUGGUAGAUCAUGCCUCUAUUGAGCUGCUUAGAUGAACAG
This is a messenger RNA of Sphaerulina musiva SO2202, 597 nucleotides long. RefSeq lists its product as uncharacterized. The transcript has 2 exons. NCBI's taxonomy places the organism in Eukaryota, Fungi, Ascomycota, Dothideomycetes, Mycosphaerellales, Mycosphaerellaceae. The annotation marks the transcript as partial. The record is from RefSeq and is a predicted model, not a curated record.